AUGAGGAAGCCUGGAGAUCAAAUGGUGAAGGAAAAAUUGAAUAACACUAAGGCUAAAUUGAGGAAGGGUUUAUGGUCACCUGAAGAGGAUGAGAAGCUGAUGAAUUACAUGUUGAUGAAUGGACAAGGUUGCUGGAGUGAUAUUGCAAGGAAUGCUGGAUUGCAGAGAUGUGGGAAGAGUUGCAGGCUUCGAUGGAUUAAUUAUUUGAGACCUGACCUUAAGCGUGGCGCGUUUUCUUCUCAGGAAGAAGAGCUCAUCAUUCAUUUGCAUUCCAUUCUUGGCAAUAGGUGGUCUCAAAUUGCGGCACGACUACCGGGGAGGACAGACAACGAAAUAAAGAAUUUUUGGAAUUCAACGGUAAAGAAGAGGUUGAAAAAUAUUAACAAUAAUUCAACAUCCUCCCAAGACUCAAUAUCAGAGCCUAGGGGUGCUGUCAUGCAAGGAUUAAUAACCAUGAACGAAUAUGACAUGACAGCAAUGUACUUGGAUUCAACGUCGUCCUCAUCUUCCUCCGUGCAAGCCAUGGUUAUGAACAGCCAGUUCAACCCUUUUCCUCCAUUGGACAACAAAUUCAGUGUUGUAAAUGGUACAAUAGCUGGUUCAUUCGAUUUCUCGACAUGCUUACAACAAGUUGAUAUGGCAAAUAGGGGCUUUGGACAGGAUUAUGGAGUCAUGGAACCAUAUGUUAUGGGAUUAGAAAAUGACCUUUCCGUCCCUGCAUUAGAGGGUACAGCGACUGAGCCUAAUAAUGCAGUCUAUGACUAUAUUUUUGACACCAAAGCCAACAUCAACAGCCAGUUGAAUAAUAGUACUGAAAGCAUCAAAGUUGAGGACAUUGUGGGGAUUGAAAAUCAUUGGCAAGGAGAUAGCUUCAAAAUGGGAGAAUUAGAUUGGGAGGGUUUGUUGGCAAAUGUCUCCUCCUUACCUUACCUUGAUUUCCAAGUUGAAUAA
This is a messenger RNA of Fraxinus pennsylvanica, 951 nucleotides long. The record is from the annotation of a GenBank genome assembly. NCBI's taxonomy places the organism in Eukaryota, Viridiplantae, Streptophyta, Magnoliopsida, Lamiales, Oleaceae.